CAGCCGCUUCGGAGGACGUGUUUCCGUAAUUCCGACGCGACCCUUGACGGAACGGGUUGCGGUUGGCGCGCGUGGGCUUAGUUCGCGCACGCGCGCCGAGGUCGGUCGAGUAAGGAAUCGAUAGGCGCAGCUUUUUCUUAAAGGGGCAGAGCCCUUAAGACGGGGUCUCCCCGGAGGAGCAAAGCGCCGUAGCCCCGAGCUGCAGGGUAAAAGGGCAGAGUUCAACAGCGCCUUUCCAGGUGGAAGUGCAUGGACUAGUCAGCCCUGCCUGAUGAUGUCAUCCCCGCCUUGGCCAGUGAUGUAAGCAGGGGACGGGCUUUCUCUCGCAGCGCACUGACAUCACUUCCUCCUCCGGAGUCUGCGGCGAACAUCAAAAGCGUCUGAGGGAGCCGAAAUGGAGCAGGAGUGCCUGGCCCUUGUCGCGGCCUGUGUCCAAACCUCCCAGUUGCUGGUGCAGCAGUGGAUGCUCAACAGGCGCACUGUGAUUUUUGCCAUAGCGAGGAUUCUGCAGCGGAGGCGCUUCCGCAGAUCCGCCGCUGUUUUGAGGCGCAUCCUCUCCGCGAGCGUCCGCCGCAAGAGAGCCCUGCUGCGGCUGCACCGAAACGCGAUUGUCUCGGUGGUGACGAUGGUGUACUCCUCGUCCCCUGCCCUCCACUACGAGCACGAGCUGAUGGCUUUGUCGGAGCGGUCGCACUGGAUGCUCCCACGAUGCAGCGAGUGGUGGGAGCGGAUGAUCUCCUCGGAGCAGGACGACAAAUGUUGGAUUUCUUUGUUCAGGAUGUCGCGCUCCACCCUCAUGUACAUCGCGGAGGAGCUGCGCCCAGCUCUGCAGCGGCGAGACACCGGAAUGAGGUCCCACAUCCCCGUCGAAAAACGGGUCGCCAUGACCAUCUGGAAGCUGGCCCAUCACGACAGCUACAAGACCGUUUCUGAGCUCUUUGGGGUUGGGAUUUCAUCGGCUUGCUCCAUAUUUGAAGAGGUCUGCGAGGAAAUAAACAGCAGGCUCUUUGCCAAAACGAUUCAGCUGGGAGAUCCUCAGAAAAUCAUGGACGGUUUCAAAGAGAUGGGCUUCCCCAACUGCCUUGGCGCGAUCGAUGCGGUGCACAUUUCUAUCCUGUGCCCCCCGUUCUCUGCCGACUCCUACAUUAACUGCAAGGGCUUCUACUCGAUGGUCUUGCAGGCGCUGGUGGACAGUAAAUCCCGUUUCACUGACAUCUACGUUGGUUUCCCCGAGAGGUCCCACGAUUCCCGCAUCCUGCACAACUCGCCCUUCUUCAACAACAUGGACGACGGCACCUUUGGGCCGCAGAACCCAACGGUUUUGGAAGGCGUCUCGAUGACCCCGGUCAUCAUUGGGGACCCCGCCUACCCGCUCCGCCCCUGGCUGAUGAAGCCGUACCCGGCUCCGAAAACUGCGGCGCAAGAGCAGUUUAACGAAAGGCUCGCUAAGUGCCGGACGUGCGUGGAGAGAGCGUUUGGGGUCCUGAGGGCUCGCUGGAGAUGCUUGCAGAUGCGCCUGGACGUGAGGGAGAAGCUCAUUCCUGUUGUCAUCGCCACGUGCUGCAUCCUGCACAACAUAUGUGAAAUCAAAGGGGAUGAGUUGUUGGAGCCGGUGGAAAGUCCUCCAGCGGCGGAAAACCAGAAUGCUUCCGCCAGGCCAAGGGUGCCGCUGUCAGAGGCCGGGCUGACCAAGAGGGCGUGCCAGAUAAGGGCUGCUUAUUGCUCUUAUUUUGAAAAGAAUCCCCUGUGAAUGAUAAGGGUUCACUUUCCCAUCUGAUUUUACCGGGUGUGAAUGCCAACACCUUCAGUGUGCGCACCCAAGUUGACGUCAAAUAAAAAGGAUAUGAUUUUGAA
Molecule: messenger RNA, 1854 nt
Organism: Sphaerodactylus townsendi
Lineage: Eukaryota; Metazoa; Chordata; Lepidosauria; Squamata; Sphaerodactylidae
Product: protein ALP1-like
Exons: 2
Coding region: 395-1750 (451 amino acids)
Source: RefSeq, a predicted model, not a curated record